AUUAAAAUUAAUGUUUACCACUCUUUCCCAUUAAAGAAAGUCAAGUAUUUUUUCUCUCUUUUAAAAUAUCUUCAGCACUUAAAAAGUGAAUAUGAAAAACAGGACUUAAUGGGGGUUAUUAAAUUGGUUUAAACACCGGGUUUAUAUUUACGCAACCACUAGUGUACACACACAAAAAUAUUAAACUCUUUAUUCGGAUAGCUUCGUGCAUUUAAAACGACAAAACAAUAUCUCAAUGGAUUAAGAAGAAUUAGAUGGAAUUUAAUAUUAUUAUUGCAAAGUGUAUUAGGUCAGAAAGUAUACAGUAAUUCAGGCUUAGAUUUAUCACAAUUGAUUUUGAAUCAUAAUUUUUAUAUACAUUGCUAGAGUGGUUUUAUUUUGAACAAAUGUUUAAUAGAUACUGUUUAGAUUUGGAUCGAUAAAUAUUUCAGAUCUUUCAAUGCGAUUAAUGGAUCUAUGUUUAUAACAAGGGGCUGUACCGAUAGACGUCGACAUGUGUGUUGAAUUUUGAAGAACCCCACUUCGUAAAAAUAAAAAAAUAAACCAAGAUUUGCAUUAUCGUACAAUAAUAAUUCAUAACCAUGGUUGAACCAAUAGGAUGGUCGAGCAUGCGCAAUUCGCUACAUUACAAAUCCGUGUUUCCUACCGUACCGGAUGUAGGGAUGCAAGUGACACUUCACAGAAAUCUUGCAAAGCGACUUCAGCCAAAAGAGACAGUCUUAACGGUGAAUCAAUACAACAUUGAAAUGGCAAGAAGAAUUUUACAUCGACAACGUGUUGCGCUACGUCUUUAUUCAGGAAGCAGAUUAAAUCUGAAGGGCUCAACAGCUCACGAGACCUCUGCAAGGCUUCAUCGUCAGCCAUUACGUCACUCCACGUGCCCGGAUGGAUUCUAUAAAGACAAUUCAGACGCUUUUUCAAAUAUGCGUUCCGAAGGAUCAACGCUAUUAACCGAGGCAUCAGUUUAUGGUACUGCGAGAGAGAGCAUUACACGUGAAAGCACGUUACCAGUUUUGCCGGAGAGAGUUCGAGGCAUGAGUACAAUACCCGGAAGUGCGCGUUCUGAUUUGUCCGAUUCUCCUCGUUACGCGAACUGUGACCCGGAAAAGCUUCCAGAUUCGCGCGGAUACCUCGUAAAGCUAAAGAAACCAAUUGUUUACAAAAAGAAAUACACGGAAAAGGAAGUACAGAACAUUGUCAAUCGUUUGUCGGAUUAUGAUCCAAUCUCCCAUCCGGCCGAAUCAAAGGGCUACGUUAGACAAGGUCCUGCCGUGGUUUCUCAAGUACCGAGGCAAAGCAUGACUCAAGUUAAAAAGUGCACGGCGGAAGAAGUGCAAGAGAUUGUUGAACGUCUCUAUUCUUUUGACAAUUCAAGAUUUCCGGCGGAAUCUAAAUCAAGACCUGUAGUGUAUUCUGGAAGACCAAGGGUUGUUAAGACGGCGCCAGCUGAAGUAGCACGGCAAAUUGCUACAGCUCCGCUUCCACCAACGCAUCCCUCUCCUGUUUUAGAAACGGACGAAGAGAGUAAAGAAGAUAUUCAUGCACCGUCAGAGGUGGCCCCCGUAUCACAGACUUCUAUUCCCGACGCUCCUAUUUCCGAAGGACAAAAUUCAACUUCACAGUUGAAAUAGAGGUCAAUGGAAACGUUUACUACAUGUAAUUGAGUUGGAAUUCUAAAAAGUAUUCUUAAGAGCUUCACAAAAUAUCUUAUUCCAAGGAAUUUUCACCAACCCAUUUCUUCAUGGAUAUGCUGUAUAGGACAAAGGUCCUAUUUUGUUUAUAUCUAUUAUCAAACGUGUCAUAAAGUUUUCAUUUUCCUUUUUUAUGCUUUUCUUCAAAUUCCUGUUCUAUGAAAAAUAAAAAAUAUAUUCUU
Molecule: messenger RNA, 1873 nt
Organism: Ruditapes philippinarum (Manila clam)
Lineage: Eukaryota; Metazoa; Mollusca; Bivalvia; Venerida; Veneridae
Exons: 2
Coding region: 582-1631 (349 amino acids)
Source: RefSeq, a predicted model, not a curated record